CUCCGGCGACGCGCAUGAUAUCCAAUUUCCUGUGAGUUCACUUCAGAGCGCCUUCUUUCUCAGGCGAUCCUUCGUCAUCGUUGGGCUACUAAAAGUGUCAGAUUAUCAGAAGCAAGCUGGCAAGCAAGUCACAAACAUCAAAUAUUGAGUAGAAGAAGCCUCGUUCUUAAAAAACCUAAGCCGCUGGUCAUGGACAAGAAGCCUAUCCAUCCUUUUCAUAGCAAUGAAGAUGCAGUCGAAAUUUCAAGAGUACUGAGAGAGGUUCCACCAGCUGACUACCUAUUUCAAAUCAAAUCGUUUUCAUUGCUUUCCAAGACAAAAGAGAAAAGAUUUGAAUCAAGUGACUUUGAAUCAGGUGAUUACAAAUGGAAAUUGUGUCUGUACCCGAAUGGAUAUGAGAAGGAAAACGGGAAAGGACACAUCUCUCUAUACUUGGCAAUAUCGGAUACAGAUACAUUACCUCUUGGUUGGGAGGUUAAUGUCAAAUUCGACUUGUUUGUGUAUGAUCAUAUCCGUGACAAGUACCUGACCAUCCAAAAUGCUGAUGGGAGAGUAAGACAUUUCCACAGGUUUAAGACUGAGUUCGGUUUCGCAAAAUUACUUUCCCUCGACACUUUCAAAGAUGCUUCUAAUGGAUACCUCAUUGAUGACUCCUGUAUGUUUGGAGCCGAGGUUUAUGUCAUUAAAUCUACUGGCAGAGGAGAGUGUCUUUCUUUCGAGGAAACUUCUGUCGAUUGUUACAAUUGGGAGAUCCAAAAAUUUUCAGAAAUAGAAGAUGAGCAGUUGUUCUCUGAAACUUUCACCAUUGGAAAGCAAAAAUGGAAGAUGGUUGUUUAUCCCAAAGGAAAUGGCUGUGAAGAGGGCAAAAGCUUAUCCGUCUUUCUACGUAUAGCUGAUUGCGGAUCCUUUCCAACAAAGCAAAAAUUAUAUACAGAAUUUAGCUUGCGAGUAAAAGAUCAAGUCAAUGACAAUCACCACGAAAUGAAAUGUGAACAUAUGCCCUGCAUUUCUAACAUUUGUCCUUUUUCACAGAUUCCCAAGUACAGCUGAUGAACUGGGAAACUGGUUUGUCAAAAUUUUCUUUUUAAAAUUAGUUUGUUCACUAGGUCUAAAAAUUUUCCUUUUAAUUUUCUCUCACAGUUGAUGGUUGGUUCUGUGACCCGAGCAAAGGCAGGGGUUUUGUAAAGGCAAUUUCUCUUGCAGAUCUCCAUGACACAAGAAAGGGCUUCAUAAUACGAGAUAUUCUGGUUGUUGAAGUACAAAUUCAUGUGAUGUCUGAUUUGAAACAGUUCUCUUAACAAGAGGAUUGUGCCUGUUGCUUUAGAAAACACUGUUUUGUAUGGUUUAUGCUUUGGAAGCCAAUAUUGUUCCUUCUUUAUCUAAGUAGCUGGCUAGUAACAAUUUUCCAACUAUUCCAAUUGUUACGUUAUCUAUCUGGAUAAUGUAAAGAUAUAUUGGUACCCACUUUUGCUAUAUAUAAU
Molecule: messenger RNA, 1481 nt
Organism: Ilex paraguariensis (yerba mate)
Lineage: Eukaryota; Viridiplantae; Streptophyta; Magnoliopsida; Aquifoliales; Aquifoliaceae
Source: the annotation of a GenBank genome assembly